Messenger RNA from Neospora caninum, 3798 nucleotides. RefSeq lists its product as hypothetical. Bases 1 to 3798 code for a protein of 1265 amino acids. The record is from RefSeq and is a predicted model, not a curated record. Lineage: Eukaryota; Apicomplexa; Conoidasida; Eucoccidiorida; Sarcocystidae. The transcript has 6 exons.
AUGUGGUCUUUACUGGGAUUCACGGAGGAGACCCCUCCUGCGGAGUCGCCCCAAACCACGGGAUCGCCUGACCCGCCGACGCCCGCGGGUCACGACGUCCCACCGACGCCCUCUGCAACAGAGAAAAUCGGUCCAGUCAUGGCAAGCUCGGCAGCUCCAGAAACCAAGACUGAUGCGCCUGCGGAAACGCCUCUGGCCACUCCGACGUCUGGUGGAUUUUGGUCUCUGUGGGGCGAUUCGGCCUCGAGCCAGCCUGCAACGGCGGCAGAUGCACAGGCGCUCGCUUCGUCAGCUUCUCCAGAGACAGGAGUCUCUGGAGACGCUCGAUCAGAGACUCCUAGCUCGCCUGAUGCACCGACGGAUGCUUCUGGGGCCGGCGAGUCGGGUCGAGACGAGAAGGAGAAAAAGAAGAAAAAGAAGGAAAAAGUGGAGGGAGACGAGGCAACUGAGAAGAAAAAGAAGAAGGAAAAGGUGGAGGAAGGAGACGAGGCAACUGAGAAGAAAAAGAAGAAGGAAAAGGUGGAGGAAGGAGACGAGGCAACUGAGAAGAAAAAGAAGAAGGAAAAAGUGGAGGAAGGAGACGAGGCAACUGAGAAGAAAAAGAAGAAGGAAAAAGUGGAGGAAGGAGACGAGGCAACUGAGAAGAAAAAGAAGAAAGACGGGAGCGACGGCUCGCCUUCGAAGCCUGUGUCGAGCAGUGAUGUUGACUCAUUUCGUGCCCGCCUCGAGCAGUUAGACCAGGAGAAGAAGGCGAAGAAGAUGGAGGAGAAGAAAAAGAAAGAGGAAGAGAAACGGAGGAGGGAGGAUGAGAAGCAAAGGAUGAUGGCAGAGAAGAAGAAGGCGGAAGAAGAGAAGCAGAAGAGGAAGGAGCGAGAGCGCGAGGAGAAAGAGCGGAAGAAGAAGGAGAAGGAAGCGGCAACGAGGGCCGAGCUCGAGAGGCUAGCGGAGGAGCUGAAGAGAACACAAGAGCUGGCGGAAGCGGUAGAGAAACAGAAUGAAGAGCGGAGACACAAGAAAGGCCGCCGAUCAGGAGGCAGCAGUUCCGGCGGGUCCUCGUCCCCAGACCGUCUCAGCCAGAGUCGUCGCGAGGUGUCCGAGGAGCGGCGAAAGGCACGGGAAGAGAGAGAGAAGAAGCGCCGAGAAGAGCAAGCCGGACUUGAGGAGCUGCUUCAGUUGACGGAACGCGAGUUGACAGACACCGCUCGCAGUCUGCAGGAUUCUAUUGAACGGCAGAUAAGGGAACGUGAAGAACUGGAAAGACUGCGCCAAGAACAAGCGGAUCGAGAGAUGGAAAUCCGACACCUGGCGCAAGAGGCGGCUAGGGCGCUGGAGGCGCACCAGCACGCCGCGCGCGCAGCUGGUCCUCCUCCGCCUCCUGCUGGUGCGACUAUAAAGAAGCAGCCUCCCGGAGGCCCGCCGGGGGGCUCCGCGAAAGGCCCAUCGUCCGCUCCAACCGGCUUGCGAGAACGCAGCUUCAUGCUGGCGAUGCUCAAGCGAGACUUGGUUCCCUCUUUGCCGCCGCCGGAGCCCGUGGAGCCAGCGCGGUUGCCUGCGUCGGCACCUGGGGAGGUUUCCGGCCUAAAAGAUUUGUCAGGCAAGAAGGGAAAGGCGCAGCAUGGCGACGAGGAGGUUUCCACGGCGAAGCAAAAGGGAGCGGCGACGCUGAAGAAGGCCGGCCAUGCACAAGCAGAGGCGGGUUUCACCCAGGGAACCGGGAAAAUGCUGUGUCCCACUCUGGCGAAGCGAGAAGACACGGCGGUGAGUGACGAGGAGCUGGAGGCUCAGUGCAUUCAACAGCACGUGAUUUUUCGAGGCCCGGCCUUCCGCGCCUUCCACGAGUUGGUCAGGGCGACGAAAGAGAUCGACCGCCUCAAGCAAGAGGCGGAAGCUGCAGCAAAAGAGAAGGAAGAAGAGAUCGGGACCCUGAAAGUUCGGAUGGAAAGUCUGUUGGACAGACAAACCAGGACCAUCGAAGCGCAGUUCGAGAGGUCUUCGGCGAUCCGACAUGCUGUGAACAUUCUUGACCUCCUUUACAAAGCGACCCAAUUUCGCAAGAAGACGCUGGUUUUUUCCAAAAUGAAAAGAGCUGCCGCAGCUGCAGGCGCACAGGGGACUGCUGCCAUAGGGCCUGCAGUCCGCGGUCGACUCGGCAGCUCUGCAAAGUUCACCGGCACAGGCCUGCGCAUGCUCUGCGGGGUUCUGCAGCGCCACCUACGAGCUGCGUGGGUGCAGUGGAUCCGAUACGUGGAGGCGGCGACCAAAGGCGAGCGAGAAGCUUCAGAGGGGAUACGCGUGGUACAAGAUGGAAUGACCGCGCAAGCUAUCAUGGCCUUCCGCGAGAUAGAGCAGGAGGCGGAUGCGCUGAAGCAAUACACCUCCGAAGAAAAGCGAAAGCUGGCCGAGGAGGCAAGACGCCUCGAGCGGUGGCGGCGUCAACUCGCAGCCAUGCACGAUGCGGUUAUUCGCUUACGAGAGAAUGAGCCUGAGCGUCAAGAUUCCGGGGUAGGAGAAAUGAAGGCUCGAGCUGAACGCAGCAGCAUGCGGCAGGCAUACUCACGGAAGCUGGACCUCAUGGAAGAGAAGUUUCAAGCUCCGGAUGUGCUAACGCGGCUGAACGCUCUCGUUCACAGUGAAAUGCGUCUUCUAGGGUUGCGGGCAUCGUACCGGUGGUCGGGCCUUGGUGGGAGCGGGGGUUCUGACCAUUUGCGCUUGGACGAAACACCAAACAUCGGUCUGUUUAGAUCUGUACCUCCUUCCUUUCAAACGCAGAAUAUGCAACCCGGCAGGCGAUUCAUGUACAGAGAAUCGAGUGGAAGUUGCUCUUCUGAAGAACGUCUUUCCUCGUUUCUUGAGUCGAAAAAAACAUCUGAUGACGGGUCAAGUCACUAUGCACGGGACCAUCAUUUGCGAGGCCGCCCGAGGCGUCGGCGGCCUUCCCCGGAAGACAGUGGGGACGAUUCUACGCCCGCGACGGAGUCGGAUACCUCCAGUGUAUCGUCACGCUCUAGCGGCUCUACCGCAAGUAGCGGCUCGAUCUCGAAUGCAGGAAGUCAUGGAACCCGUUCCCCAUCAAAUUCGGAGAAGAACGGCGCCACCGGUGGGCGGUCUCCGUAUCGGGAGGAUCUCGGCGAGGGCCGAAUAAAGGGCCAUGCGCGUGAAGCGGGGCAGGCAGUGAAAGAGGAGACGACAAGGCGGAGCGCAGGUGACGGAAAGCGUGGAGAGCGGGACGAAGAACGAGAGAAACCGCCUGGAACCGCGACGGAGACGCAUGAUUCUGUCCCUGUGGCAGGCAAGAUGGACCUUCAAAGAAUGCCUAGCGCUGUAAAAGCACCGAGGAGCGGGCCGUCAAGCACUGGAGAACCUGCGAGCAAAGCGGUGAGCUCAACCAAAGGAACAUCACACGCGUGCCGCAUAGUGAAAACGAAACCGAAACCGCCGCCUCCCUCUAGCGCCUCUGGGGUUACCGCGGGUUUAGGAGCCCAGCAAAGACAAAUUCAGACGGCAGACAGCUUGGAGAUGAGUCAGGACGGUUCUGCGGGAAAAAACCCAUCCACGCUUAGCACACGCUCUGGAGAAGAGCCAGAGGGGAAAGGUUCACCGGCCAGGUCAAAAAUCAUUUUUGCAGACGUAAAGGAUACACACGCAGCUACAAAAGCCAAGUCCGCUAUUGAGGCAAAGAUGCAGAUGGAGAGAGACAAGAAACGAACUGCAACCAUCGUUGUUGGCUCUGGCCCACCAAACCUGGUGCCGAAGACACUAGUGAACGUGACAGGCAGCAAACCAAACCCCAAGCAAUAG